UCUUCUAGUCGAAGCAACAACCUUAUACCUACGUCUAUUUUUGGAUGAAACAAUUUUUGUGGUACACAUUGCGAGAUAUUUUGUACGGCCCAUUCGCAGCGGUGUUUUUUGUUAAAGUCCAUUUAGUUGAUUUAAAGUAAUGUUACUGAUAAAUUUUUAAAAUUAAACUAAUUUUCCAUUGUAAAAUACGAAUUAGUUAAGCAUAUAAUUGAAAAUAAGUGAUCUAUUAAAAAUGCCUACUUGUGCGAUAUGUGGUAUACCAACAGAACACAAAUGUACUAAUUGUAAUCAAACUUUUUACUGCGGGAAGGUACACCAGAAACAGCAUUGGCUGACGCAUAAAGUUGAUUGCAGACCGUUCAAGGUAGAGCAUAGCGAUCAACUGGGAAGAUAUUUGGUGGCUACACGCAGCAUUAAACCGUUUGAAAUAAUUUUAAAAGAAGCACCGUUAAUAUGCACACCAUCUCAAGUAACCAGUCCAGUAUGUCUGGGUUGUUUGAAUGGAAUUGAGCCUUCCGAUUAUAUUGACUGUGAGAAUUGUGGGUGGCCUCUUUGCGGCAUCGAGUGCAAGGGCAAACCUGAACACGAAGUUGAGUGUGAGUUCACAGUGAAACGAGGUUCUAAAGUGUCAGUCAAAGAAUUUACUAAUCCUCAUCCAUUAUAUCAAUGUAUGGGCACGGUUCGUUGUCUACUUUUGGCCAAAAAAGAUCCAGAAAAAUGGAAAGUGUUUUCGGAACUCGAAUCUCUUGAAAAAUUGCGACGGGGGUCUAUGCAAUGGAAAGCUGAUUUGGAAAGUAUCGGCAAAUUUAUACCCAGAUUUUUUAAGACCACCGAUUUCAGCGAGGACCUAAUUAUGAAAACGGUCGGCAUUUUGCAAAUAAACGGCCAUGAAGUACCUGUUACAGAUCCACCACAUGUUGCCAUAUUCAAAAAUGCAUCAUUUCUGGAGCAUUCAUGCCACCCAAAUUUGGCGAAAAGUUUCACAAAGGAUGGCCAUUUAAUCUUAUGGGCACCCAAGACAAUUAAAAGGAACACUCAUUUGAGUAUAUGCUACUCUGAUGCCGUCUGGGGCACUCAAGAAAGGCAACAGCAUCUUAUGCAUACGAAAAUUUUCAAAUGUGAGUGCGAAAGAUGUCUAGAUGUUACAGAAUUCGGUACAAAUUACGAUGGCUUUAAGUGCACCACCCCUGACUGUAUUGGCGUUAUUUUACCUUCGAGUUUAAAAGAGUGGAAUUCUAAGUGGAGGUGCUCGACAUGUGGAAACCACGUUGACAUAUCGUUCAUAAAAGAUAUUCUGGAAAAGGCUGGAAAGGAUUUGAAUCCCAUGACAAGGACAGCAGACAAUUGCAUCAAAUACAUUCAGAAUUAUCAGAAGUGGCUGACGAACAGGCAUUUUUACAUUUGUCAAGCCAAAAUACAGUUGGUUCAGCUAAUUGGUACGGAUCCUAAGGAGCUGAUGACAGUGCCCGAAGAUAAACUUAAUCUAAAACUGGAAUAUUGCAAAGAGCUGUUAGAUUUAUAUGAGAAGCUUGCCCCCUGUGAGAUCCGGAUGCUUGGCACAUUUUGCUUUGAAUUGCACUCGGCAAUAGCAGAACACACGCGGCGUGUAGCCUUGAAAACCUCGUUAUCCCCGAAAAAUAUGCUCGAAGAAUCUCUACUCUAUGUUGAUAAAUGCAUAAAUUACUUGCAACAUGAAUGUGACAUUUUUGUUGAAGGACACAUCCUUAAGCAAGCAAAAAUCAACAGGGAUGCUCUUCGAAUGGUGUUGGUUAUGUAGAAUCUGCGCUACAAAAACAUCUACAUACGAGUAUAUGUGUCUGGCACUUUUGUAUCAAGAUUCAAUAAAUGCUUCAGGUUUUAGCAGUAG
Molecule: messenger RNA, 1867 nt
Organism: Ceratitis capitata (Mediterranean fruit fly)
Lineage: Eukaryota; Metazoa; Arthropoda; Insecta; Diptera; Tephritidae
Gene: SmydA-1
Product: protein msta
Exons: 7
Coding region: 233-1777 (514 amino acids)
Molecular function (GO): protein binding
Source: RefSeq, a predicted model, not a curated record